GACCGCGUGAACUAUCUGAUUAGAUUACGAUAGGACAUUUUGAAUGGUAUAACGUUUAUCAGAUAGAGCCAUCACCUUCUGCUGCCCGACAUUGCGCUGGGUAUAUAACAUGGCUCCGAAGGGCUACUCCCUUCUGCGGCAAGACCCCCACGACGACUACUCCGAGAACGGUGGUCACGACGAACCUGCCCUCGACUUCCGCACCGCCGACGAAAUUCAGGCUGAGCAGGAUGCUCACCUUGGUGUCAAGACCGUCGAGGCCGCGACGAAGGUCUGGGGGAAAUACUCCAGAUGGGCUCUGUUCAUUAGUCUUGGUCUGGCAGCAUAUGUCUACUCGUUGGAUGGCUCAACGACCUACAUGUAUCUGAGCUUCGCCGCGUCGUCGUUUGGCGAACACAGUCUUAUUGCCUCUAUUCAAGUCGCUCAGUCCAUUAUCAUUGCGGUUGGCAAACCCGUCAUUGCUAAGGUCGCUGAUGUGACUUCUAGGGCAUCCGCUUACCUUGUUGUCUUGGUUCUCUAUGUGGUCGGUUACAUUGUUAUUGCUUCCGCCCGUAACAUCGGUUCUGUCGCCGGUGGUAUCAUUAUAUACGCUUGUGGAUAUACUGGUCUACAACUACUGACGCAAAUUAUCAUCGCCGACAUUACGACCCUCAAAUGGCGAGGUCUUGUCUCUGCGCUUAUGUCUGCACCCUUCAUUAUCAAUGCCUUUGUCGGUUCCAACAUCUCCGCUUCAGUACUCGAGCACGCAGGCUGGCGAUGGGGAUACGGCAUGUUCGCUAUCCUCGUUCCCGCAUCCCUUGCCCCGCUUAUCGUCACCCUCUACUGGGGCGAACGUAAAGCUAGGAAACUUGGUCUCGUUGAGGAAGCUGUUCGUCGCUCUGCGCCUGGCUACAUCGAGCCCGCCAAAAUUACAGUAACCCCAGUCCAGAGAAUCCGAAGAGCUGCCGAUCAACUCGAUCUUGUCGGUCUCAUUUUAUUGGGUGCCGCUGUUGCUCUCAUCUUGCUGCCUCUCACAUUGAGUCAAACGGCAAACAGCGGAUGGAAGAACGCUUCUAUCAUUGCAAUGUUGGUGGUUGGUGUAGUGCUGCUUGGGGUAUUCGCCAUCUGGGAUUUCAGAUUCGCAAAGAAGCCGGUUAUUGCGGCGCGGUUCAUCAAGAACAGGAGCGUGCUUGCUGCUGCUUGGAUUGGAUUCUUUGAUUUCGUGUCGUUCUACCUCACGUACACUUACCUCCUUUCUUACGUCUUCGUCGUGAAGUCAUGGACACUCGUCAACGUGAACUACUUCUCCUCAACCCAGACAGUCGCCUUGACCGUCUUUGGUAUCACUGCUGGUGUCCUUAUGCGAUACCUCCACCGCUACAAAUACCUCCUCAUUAUUGGUCUUUGCAUUCGUCUACUUGGUGUUGGUCUCAUGAUCCAUUCUCGUGGCGCCAACGCCUCCGAUGCCGAGAUUGUCUGGACUCAAAUCCUUCAAGGUUUGGGGGGUGGUUUCGCUUCCGUUGCUACUCAAGUUGGUGCCCAGGCCUCCGUUCCUCACGCUGAUGUCGCCAUUAUCACUGCUGUCGUUUUGCUGUGGACGGAGAUCGGUGGUGGUGUUGGUGGUGCCCUUGCUGGUGCUAUCUGGACGAACACCAUGCCUAAAAAGCUUGACAAGUAUCUCUCGUUCCUCCCUGAAGACCAACGGGCGCAGCUUUUUGGCAGUAUCACCGACGUCGCCGUCUACCCACGUGGUGACCCCAUUCGUGAGGGUGUUAUUAACGCCUACGACGAGACUAUGAAGGUCAUGAUCAUCGCUGCCACAGCCCUCAGUGUUGUUCCCAUCCUUUUCGCCCUCAUCAUGCCUAACUGGUACCUCGGCGACAAGCAGAACGCUGUCGAUAACGCUGACCUCACGGGUGAGCCUAUUGAUGAGCCCGCUAGCGACGCCCGACGGAAUGAUUGAGGAGGAGGGCUUGCUCUGUUACGAAUACUUAUUUUGCUUGAUAUAUGCACGACUGGAUCUUAUUGUUGUAAUGUUGCUUCGCUCUGUGUUAUCUGCGCCUAUAUUCCCCCCUGUGAGUACAACAUACCUCUUGUACUGGAUAGAUUGCAUCAUAACUCUAGAUGUAUAAUUGAGAGCGUUGGCGUUCUUACUAAGAGAAUGAUUUAGUCAAUUCUUACAAACCACUCCGAGUCGUGUCGAAUCUUCACCGAUGUCAUCAGUUAUCUGUUCAGCUAGUUGGUAAACGGACAUGUGUUGAGCCCAUGGCGCCUUUGUGGCAUACCAUGUCCCACCAUGUCCCACCCUUCAUUGUUCCCAAAUGAAAAUGGCAACGAAUAAAUUUGGAUCUAUCGA
Molecule: messenger RNA, 2335 nt
Organism: Somion occarium
Lineage: Eukaryota; Fungi; Basidiomycota; Agaricomycetes; Polyporales; Cerrenaceae
Source: the annotation of a GenBank genome assembly